AUGCACUAUACUGCUACAAGGCUAUUUUGUAAAUUAUUGUAUUUGAAUGGUCAUAUAUGUCAAUUACAAAGAAAUUGUUUUUCUAGUACUAAUGGUAACAUAUUUAAUUAUUCUUUGCCAAGUAUAAAUAAAGUAUUUUUAAAAUAUAAAAAAAAUCAUACUAGUGAAAAUUCUAAGGUGAGAUCAUUAUAUACUUUUGGAAAGAAUAAAGAAAAAUUGAUAUCAAAGUUGUACUAUAAAUCUAAAACUAGAGAAAAUUUAGAAGGAAGUACAAAUAUAAAUGAAAAUAGAUCUACAAGUCAUAAUAAAUUGUCAUAUUUACCAAUGAUAAAUGAAUUUCAAGAACUACUUAAUAUAUAUGCAUUACCAUUAUAUAGGAAGCCAGCAUUUCCUGGAUUUUAUCAAGUAUUACAUAUACAUGAUCCAAAUUUGAUGAAAUUUCUUUUAAGCCUUAAAAAAAGAGGUGAAGAAUUUAUAGGAGGAUUUUUAACAAAAUAUACAUAUUCUAAUAUGAAAUCUAAUAAUAAGAAUAACUGUCAAGAUGGAAUUUUAGCAAAUUUGAGAAUGGAUUGUGGUUGUAUUGAUUCAGUAAAUGAUCUAUAUAAUGUAGGAACUUUACUCCAUAUCCUUAGUUUAUUACCACAUCCCAUAGUUGGUGGAGGUCAAGCAAUAGUUGUACCAUUACGCAGAAUACGUCUUGUAGAAACUAUUUCAGAAGGUAUGAAAAGUGAAGUGAACAUAACUGAUAUUAAUACAGAAUUAAGUAAAAGUAUUUCAGAAGAUCCAAGUGAAUGGUUAGGUUUAUUUACUGAACUAGGGAAUAAUACAGAUUUUAAUAAUAUAAAUAUAGAUAAUUCGAAAUAUCAAGAUAUUACAGAUUUUAAAAAUAAAAUAUACUUAACAGAUGAAAAGUCAGAAAAUAAUUUGAAGGAAUCAUUUAUACCACUUCCUUUAGUACAAGUUAAAUAUUUAGAUGAUAAUAUACCAAAUAAUAUUGAAUCAAGAAGUACUUUAAGGGCAUUACAUUUAGAAAUUAUACAAACUUUAAAAGAUUUAUUAAGAAAUUCAAUAAUGUAUAAAGAACAUUUUGAACAAAUUAUGAAAUUCUAUAAUUUAGAUAACCCUCAUAAACUUACUGAUUUAAUAUCUUGUAUAUCAUUUGGACAACGUGAAGAAUUACAACAAAUUUUGAGUGAAGAGAAUAUUGAAGAAAGGUUAAAAUUAGUUUUACAUAUAGCCCAAAAAGAUUUAGAAAUAGCUAAAUUACAAAUGUCAGUUAAAACACAAAUUGAAGAGAAGUUACAGAAAGAGCAAAGGAAGAUUAUACUUAUGGAACAAUUGAAAUUUAUUAAACAAGAACUUGGACUAGAACAAGAUGAGAAAACUACAAUUUUACAAAAAUUCCAAAAUAAUAUGAAAAAAUAUUUAAAUAUAGAAGAAUCAGAUAAUUAUGAAAAAGAAAAUUCAAAAUUAAAUAAUGAUGUAAAAGAUGAACCAAAUUUAUAUUUAAUUCCUGGAUAUAAUCUUCCUAAAGAAGUAAAAUUAGUAUUUCAACAAGAACUUGAUAGAAUAUCACUUUUAGAUAUAAGUAGUGCAGAAUUUAAUAUUAUAAGAUCUUAUUUGGAAUGGUUAACAUCUAUUCCUUGGGGAAAAGUUACAAAAGAUACUGAAAAUAUAGAAUAUGCUAAAUUGAUAUUAGAUAAUAAUCAUUUUGGAUUAAAAGAAGUUAAAGAAAGGAUACUUGAAUUAAUGGCAACUAAUUUAUUAAGAAAUAAUAAUAUACAAAGUGAACAAAAAAAAAGUGAUGAAAAUAAUCAAAUAGUAUCUAGUGGUAAAAUUUUAUGUAUAGUUGGACCACCAGGUUGUGGAAAAACAUCUAUUGUAAAAAGUAUUUCAGAAGCUUUAGGACGUAGAUAUUAUAGAAUAAGUCUAGGUGGACUUUUUGAUGCAGCUGAAUUACGUGGACAUCGUAGAACUUAUGUUGGUGCAAUGCCUGGAAAAUUUAUUCAAGCUAUUAAACAUACAGGAACUACAAAUCCAGUUAUCCUAUUGGAUGAAAUAGAUAAAUUAGGUCGUGAUAUACGUGGUGAUCCUAGUGCUAUUUUAUUAGAAGUACUAGAUAAAAAUCAAAAUAAAACUUUUAGAGAUCACUAUUUAGAUGUUCCACUAGAUUUAUCACAAGUUAUCUUUAUUGCUACUGCAAAUAAUAUUGAUACAAUUCCAGCCCCUUUACUAGAUCGUAUGGAAAUUAUUCAUAUUGCAGGAUAUGUCUUUGAAGAAAAGCUUCAAAUUGCAAAACUUCAUUUACUUCCUUCUAUACAAAAUGAGACUGGUUUAACAUCUGAUCAUAUCAAAUUGGAAAGUUUAGUAUUAGAGAAGUUAAUUAAGGAUUAUGCAAGAGAGGCAGGAGUUCGUAAUCUUGAAAAAUUAUUAGAAAAAGUAUAUAGGAAGGCAGCACUUGAAAUAAUAAAAAAAGAAAAUGAAAGAUUAUCUUUUCCAUUUAAUAUUGAUUUAGAAUCUCUUUAUAAAUUUAUUGGUUAUCCUCCAUUUAUAUCGGAUAGACUUUAUAGAGUAAUGCCACCUGGAGUUGUUAUGGGAUUAGCUUGGACUGCUCUAGGAGGAGCUACAUUAUUUAUAGAAGCUGUAGCAAGAAUUUCAAAUUUAAAUGAGGAGAUUCAUGAAAUUAAUUCGACAUUAUCUCCAAGAGUUAAAGUUACUGGUCAAUUAGGAGAUAUAAUGACUGAAAGUACUGAAAUUGCUUAUACAUUUAUUAGAAAUAUUAUAGCAAAAUAUUCAACAUUUUUUGAUAAACAUUAUAUUCAUAUACAUGUACCUGAAGGAAGUACACCAAAAGAUGGUCCUUCAGCAGGUAUAACAUUAGCUACAUCAUUAUUAAGUUUGGCAAUAAAUACCCCAGUAAAACAGGAUAUAGCUAUGACAGGUGAACUUAGUCUAACAGGAAAAGUUCUUCCAAUUGGAGGAGUUAAAGAGAAAAUAUUGGCAGCAAGAAGAGAAUCAGUUAAAGAAAUUAUUUUACCAUAUGAAAACUUAAGGGAUGUACAAGAACUCGAAGAAUUUAUUAAGAGUGGAAUCAAUUUUUAUUUUUGUGAUAACUAUUUUGAUAUUAUCCCUAUAGUAUUUCCAACUAUCAAAUUUGACUUUUCUAAUAUGAAACAUUCUGAUUCUCUUCAACCAAUAAAAUUGGAAUUCUUAAAUUAG
Messenger RNA from Cryptosporidium muris RN66, 3219 nucleotides. RefSeq names its product ATP-dependent protease La family protein. Bases 1 to 3219 code for a protein of 1072 amino acids. NCBI's taxonomy places the organism in Eukaryota, Apicomplexa, Conoidasida, Eucoccidiorida, Cryptosporidiidae. Gene Ontology annotation, cellular component: mitochondrial matrix. Gene Ontology annotation, molecular function: single-stranded DNA binding; serine-type endopeptidase activity; ATP hydrolysis activity. The transcript has a single exon. The record is from RefSeq and is a predicted model, not a curated record. Gene Ontology annotation, biological process: protein catabolic process; chaperone-mediated protein complex assembly; proteolysis.